Condylostylus longicornis is the source of this 6979-nucleotide messenger RNA. RefSeq lists its product as uncharacterized. NCBI's taxonomy places the organism in Eukaryota, Metazoa, Arthropoda, Insecta, Diptera, Dolichopodidae. Gene Ontology annotation, biological process: sodium ion transmembrane transport. Gene Ontology annotation, cellular component: membrane. The transcript is spliced from 9 exons. Bases 52 to 6267 code for a protein of 2071 amino acids. The record is from RefSeq and is a predicted model, not a curated record.
UGCACACAUUAUUAAUAAUUAUAAUAUUAACUGCUAUGGAAGCUUAUUAAUAUGAGACCAAUAUUAAUACAAUCAUCAUCAUCAUCAUCAUCUUCAAUAUCAUCAUCAACAAAUAAUUUAAAUAAUAUUCAAUCAACACAAUUAUUUUCAUCUAAUUUAAAUAUUUGUGAUAACAAUAAUAAAAAUAAUUUAAUUGUAAUUAAUAAAAAUAUAUCAGGUGCCGAUGAUAAUUUUAGUCAUAGUCGUGAAUUAAAUAAAUUUAACAAUAAUAAUAAUAGCAAUUUAAAUGAUAAUUCAAGAUUAGAAAUUUAUUGUACUUUAAGACCACCAAUAUCAACAACAUCAUCAUCACAACAAGAAAGACAACAAAUGCAUCAUAUACAAAAACAACAUUUACCACAAAAACAACAACAAAAUUUAUCAAAUAAUAAUUUAAAAUUUAAGGAUAAAAAAAUUUCAAAUUGUCAAACGAAAAUAAGAAGAAACCAUCAGGAAGAAUUUGAAAAUUCUUCUAAAAUAAAUGAUAAUAAUCAAUAUAGUGAUCAAAAUUGUUAUGAUGAUAAUAAAACCGAUAGCGAUGAUUACGCAGAUAAUUUAAAACUUUUAGAUAAUACCAAAAAAGAAUCCACAAUGUUGAGUCAAAUAAAAAGAGAAGAUCAACAUGAAUUUGACCAAAAUGAUGUAAGAAAAAGUGAAAAUCUUAAUUUAUAUAGUAGCAAUAAUAGUAAUACAACUAAUAAUACUAUUGUUGAUUAUGACAAUAAUAAUCGUGAUAGUGACUAUAAUAAUGAAAAUAAAGAAAUUUAUUGUUCAACAGCAUUUUUAAGAUUAAAAGAUAACGACAAAAAUGUAGUUAAAUUACCAUAUCCAGUACAAGAUUCAUCAUCAUCAUCUGAUGAACAAACAACAACAUCAUCAAUAUAUCCAUUAACGGAUCAACAUACAAAAAGUCCAUUAGAUUUGUUAAGUUAUUGUACUAUGAGUAAAAAAUUAAAACAAAUGAUAGCACCAUCAUCAUCAUCAUCGUCAUCAAAUAAUUAUCAUCAUCAUCAUAAUAUCAAUAAUAGUAAUAGUUAUUGUGAUUUAUCAUCAUCAUCAAAUUCAAUAACAAAUUUACCUUAUCAUAAAUUAAAAGAAUCUAAAAUUGAUUUAAUGGCUGAUGAAUUAAAAAAUUCAAUUUCUAUUUCAACUUUAACAUCAAAUUAUGGUUUAUCAAAUAAUCUUUCAACUGAAUCAUUAAAAAAUGCCUGUGAUUGUUAUGAUUUAACUGAAGAUGAUGAUUAUGAAGAUAAUACUGCCAAUAGAAAUGAAUUUUUAUUAAAUAAUAGUUUAAAUGGAGAAAAUUCUUUAAAAUCAAUAGAUAAUGAUAAACUCAGUAGUAGUCAUCAGCGAAAAGAAGAACAACAAAAAGCAUUACAAUUGCAAACAAAAGUCUCAUCGAAAAUUAUUAAUAAUAAUUGUCUAUUACAAAAACUUGAAAAUCGUUUAAAUGAAUUGAAAAAAUAUGAAAAAAAUUCGAUUUUAAAAUCAAAUCAUUUAUCAAAAAAUCAUCUGAAAUCGCAAUCAUUGGAUCGUAAAAGAAAUUCAUCAAAUUAUAGAACAAAUAAUAAUAAUCAGUUGAAUAGGUUAACGAACAAUAAUGAUUUAACAAUUAUUCAUCCAUCAUAUUGUACAAUGAAACGUGAUAAAAAUGCAAAUGUCGCAAAUUUAACAAAUAAACAAAAUUUAAAUUUGAAAAUGAAUGAUAAUGAACUUGAAAAUAAUAUUUCAUCAGCAUCUAGUAUUCCUAUUACAACACCUUCUAUUAUAAGUACUAAUACAAAUAAUAAUAAAAAUCCAAUUAAUUGCAAUGAUGAUACAAUAGAGAAUAAUUACAAUGAUAAUUCCGUUAAUUUGCAAUUACAAUCACAACAACAGCAACAACAAUAUGCUUCUUUAACAACUGAAGCUUUUAAUAUAUUAAAUGAAUUAGAUGAAAUUUUAGCAAAUACAGAAAUAACAACAUCUUCAUCAGAUGAUGAUGAAUUAGUUUAUAAUAAUAAAUUCGAAUUUGAUUUUAAUAAUAAAAAUCAAGAUAAUCAUAACAAUUUAUUAUUAUUAGAUGAUGGUAAAGGAUCACCAAUACAAAGUGAAACAACAACUGAAAAAAUUGAAGAAUGCCUAUUUGAAUUAGAUGAAUAUUUGGAUGAAAUUGAUCGACAAACACCAAAAUUAUAUCGUGAUUCAUCAGAAGAUGAUUAUUUAAAUGAUAACAUCGAAUGGAUGGAUGAUGAUGAUAAUAUAUUAUAUUGUAAUCAAGAAACAUUAAAAAGAUCAAAAACAUUACCAAAAAAAUUACUAAGAAGACAAUUUUCAUCAUCAAAUGGAAGUCCUAAUAAUACAAACGAUAAUAAUAAUGAUGAUGAUCUUAUUAGUAUUGAUUAUAAUUAUAAUAGUAGGAAUAAAAAUAAGAAAUUCAUGACAAUAGAUCGUAAAAUUGAAUUAUUACAACGUGGUCAUAUCUUAAGGAAUACAAUAGCUGGUUUAAGACAUAAGAUUGCAAAAGUGAAAUUAAAACAAAAUGAUUCAAUUGAAACGAAACAAUUUUCAAAUAAUGCAGCACAAUCCAAUUUAUGUGAUCGUUCAAAGAAUGAUUCUCCACCUAAUUCACCUACAAUUAACUCUAGGAAAACAUGGCGUAGAAAUUCGAUGCGUAAAACUUCUUUAAUUAAUCUUCCUGAUAAUUGUCAAACUUCACUUCCUUUACCAUUUCUUCCACCACCACCAGCAGCUCCUUCCAGUUCCUUAACAAUUUCAAAUAAUAAUAACAAUAUUGAUUUAGAAAAUAAUUUAAAUAAUUCAUUAAUAAGAGAUAGACAGCAGCAACAUAUUCAAAUUGAUAAUAUAAUGGAUAAUUUGAAUGAAACAACAACAAUUGCAAAAUCUGAUUUAUCAACAAAUUCAACUCCAAAUCAUCGAUAUAUGAAUUCUUCAAUAAAUGAUGAUGUGAGUUUUUCUGAUAUUCGACGAACCUUAUCGCAUAAUGAUUGUAGGCAUCAACAGCAAAUACAAACGCAACCAUUAGAUAAUUUAAAUAAUUUAGAUUUAGUACACGAUAUUCUAAAUAAUGCAACUUUACAAGACUACUCCAAUAUAAACAAUAACGAUAAUAUAGGUGCCACUAGAAAUAGAGAAAAUUUAAAUUUAAUUGAACAACAACAACAGCAACUUGAAUCACAACAACCAUAUCAGCAACCGCAAAGACCAAGACAACUUGGUAGACGGGCAGAAGGACAUCCACGAAUUCUUUCAAUAACAACAGAAACUACAAAUACAGGACAACGAAUUAUUGUUAAUCAUGAUCGACCAGUAAGUGCACCAGCAGCAAUAACAUCUGGUCGAAGACAAGUACAAAACAUUGCAUCACAUUCCCAACAACAUCAACAAUCGAGAUUUAUUGGAUCUGAAGCUAGCUCUAUUGGUUCAUCUAGAAAUCCUAGUCCAGUUUCAAUUAUAUCAAGUACUGGUUCAAGUUCUCUAAAUUCAACAAAUACUGAGAACCAUACAAAUUCUGAAGAAGAUCGUCAUCACACACAAGCCAGUAAUGCUACUACAAAUGGAACAUCGUCUGCUGCACGUACAUCUCCAUUAGAUCCUGAUUUAAAUUUUCAAUUACACACGAAUACUGGAAUCAACGCAUUUUGGCCACAUAGUUUUAGUCGUAUAUUAGCGUUACUAUGCUGCACUUUAGGUCUAUUCAAUAUUUCAAGAUUCUCAGUUCAAACUGUGCAUUAUGGUGGUAAUUUCCUAAUACAGUUCCUUAUACUUUCUAUAAUUUUUGGUAUACCUAUGUUUUGGUUACAAAUGUGCCUUGGUUCGAAAAUUCGUAGUGGACCAGUUUCUAUGUGGAAAAUAAGCCCAAUUUGUCGUGGUAUCGGUAUAUCACUAUGUUUAGCACAAUGUGUCAUAGCUUUAUAUUCGACAAUAAGUUUAGCAUGGAUUUUAGUAUAUUUUCGCGAUUCAUUUGCCAAAAAAGAUGAAUAUUAUAGAUGGCAAGAAGCAUUCUACAUAUAUCGAAGGCAAUCAACAAAUUUUACAACAACUAAUUUAACUGAAACAAUUGCUGAUUAUUUUAAUGGUAUUGUUUUACAAAGAUGGCAACUUGGUUUAGGCAGACGAAUAGAGACUGGAGGUGUUAGAUUUCAGCUGGCGUUUAAUUUGGCAAUAAUAUGGGCAUUAGUUUUUAUAAUAUUAUGUAAAGGAUUAAAGUCAUUUGGAAAAAUUGUUUUAAGUUUAACUGUAAUACCUCUAGUCUUAUUUUUUAUAGUUACAUGCCAAUUAUUAUACAUAAUAGAUUUUUCUUCAGUCCAGAACAUAUUCUCAGCUUCAGAUUUUGAAGCAUUCCUUGUUAAUUCGAAAACGUGGAUAGCAGCGGCUCAAGAGACAUUCCUUACAUGGGUGUUGUUAAGUCCUUCAGUUAUUUCCAUUACAAGUAGAUCAAAUGAAAAGGAUAUUAGUAAAACAAUAUUACGUCGCGAUGCUAUAAUUGUUGUACUUUUAACGCUUUUUGGAUUAAGUUUAGCAGCAGUGUUUGGAUAUGCUUGUAUACAAAUUCUUCAAAACUAUGAUUAUUUUUAUUUACCAGGUUCUUAUGAAAACAUGGAUUCAUAUUUAUUCUUAUUCAAUCAAAAAAAUCAAAACUCUCCCAAUUCAGUUCCAAUGAAAUGGAUACCACACUAUUCAUCAGUUUUGGGUGAAACAUAUCGCCGGCAGUCAUCGGCCUCACAGCUGCGUGAAAGUGGUUAUGAACCUUUACGAUUGUGUACGGAAUUAUUUCCAGCAGUUGUCGCAGUUGCUCAAGAUCAAAUAUCAUCGGCAUUCACAGUUUUAGGGUUUUUAGCUUUUCUAUUUUUCGGUUUAGCUCAAUUGUGCGCAAUUUGGAAACCAAUUUCAAGUGCUCUUGGAAAUUCUUCAAGUUCAGUACUACUAAGUUGUGUUACUGGUUUGUUAUUGGGAAUACCAUUUGCAACUGAAAUGGGCUUGUCAAUAAUACAUUAUUUAGAUCUAGUUAUUGGUGGUGCUUGGUGGUUGCCUAUUUUAUGGACUGCUGAAAUUUUUGGUGUGUUCUUAAUACGGGGUCGCCCAUAUAAUGGAGAUUUACUAGUGAACGAUCUGAAAAUGGCUGGUUCUAUGUCAGCAUUUUUAGCUUUAUCAUGGAAUGUUUUAUUACCGAUAGGUUUAGUUUCAUUAGCUAUUAUACAAUAUAAAGUGUCUGGUUCAAAUCAAUUUUAUUAUUGGCGUGGUAAAUCAUAUUUUAAUUUUUGGGCAAGGAAAGUUGGUGGACUUGUUCAAGUUGGAUUUUUACUAAUUGUACCAUUAGCAGCAAUAGUACAGAUUUAUCGUUAUUUAAACAAAGGUCCACCAGAUAUAUUAGAUAGAAUACAAAAUCUUUAUCGACCAAAUCAAUCACCAGCACCCAAUAGAAGACCGCGACCAGUUAUUAAUCGACCUACAUCCGGUCAAUCUACUGCCAUUUCAAAUACAAAUAAUAAUGGUAGUGCAAGUAUAGAGUCACAAAAUGUUCAGGAUGAUGCUCCUCCAAAAUAUACUCCGCCACCAUCAUAUACUACAGCAACUGGUGCUCGACUAGCCAAAAUAUUUAGACAAAGUAUACGAAGAAGUGUACGACGAAUUCUUGGAGAAUCAAGCCGUACUCGUCCCAUACUUCAUACAUCACCAACUAUUGAAAAUCAUUUACCACCAGAAUAUUCAACUGUAUUAACUGAUCCGGCAGGUUUGAGUGGCAUCGAGAAUGAUAAUAUUGAAAUUGGACCACGUGUACUUUAUAAUAGCAAUACAAAUCGAAAUUUAUCUUCACUUGAACGUCAACGACGCCGUUUUACUGACACAAAUAUUGAAAUAAUAAAUCGUAAUCAAACGCACAACAAUAGUAAUAGACCAAAUUCAGCUGAGCAAACAACUGGUUCAACUACAUCUACAAAUAGAUUAAAUAUAUUACCAUUUUCUGCAUCAGAUGUUGCUCAAGUGUUACGCACAAAUCGACACGAGAGAAGUGCAUCAGCAUUAGCAACACGUGUUGUUGAUCAUGCUCUACGUUCUUCAUCACUUCGUUGUAAAUCAUCUCGUUCUGUUGAAAAUUUAGUUUUAAAUGCUGCACCAUUAGGAGAAAGUAGUGCUAUUGCUUUAAAUUAUCAACAAGGUGAUGAAAGUCUACAGGACAACAAUUAUGAUAAACGAAAUAAUGAAGAAAGAACAUCUGUAAUUUAGGGCAGAAAUGCAAGCAAAAUAAAAAUAUAAAAUUGUAGUAAAUUUAUUUGUUUUAAGAAAUUGUUACUUUUACAAAUUAAAUUUGAAAAUAAAUUAUUGUAUUAAAUAUUUUAAGUAAUUAAAUAACAAUUUCAGUCUAUGAAGUUUUAUGGUUGAACACAAAUUUUAAUAAUAAUUACAAAAAAUUAACAAAUAUGUACACAGAAAUUAAAUAUUAAAUUCAGCCAUAAUUUAUUUGCCAGAAUGGUAACUUUAUAUAAUAAUGAAAAUUAAACAAUUAAGAAGUUUCCCUUUUUUAACUUACUAUUGUUAAAAAUUAUAAUUAAUUUGAUUAUGUAAAUUAUAAUUAAUUUCUAUAUUCUAUAUACAGAAAUUAUUUGUAGAUAUUUAUAAAAAAAUUAAAUAGAAAAAUUAAAAUAAAUAUGAUUUACCUAUAUGGCACCCCUGAACUAGAAUUAAAAUCUUAGACUAUAAGAAGAUUCAAAAUUAAAAACAAAAUUCUAUGAUCUAUAAACCGUCCAUAUUCAAAAUACAUGCAUAUAAUAAAAUUAAUAAUUUCAUUAUAAUAUUAAAAUUAAUAUUUUAUGUAUAUAAAUUAAUAAUAUUGUAUAAAUUACAAAAAAAAAAAUACAAAACUUUUAAAGCAAACUAGUUAACAAAUUAACGAUGUUAUUAGUUAUUUUAAAAAACAAAAUGUUGAGAACAAAGUAGA